Papaver somniferum (opium poppy) is the source of this 1167-nucleotide messenger RNA. Its product is annotated as selT-like protein. The coding region runs from base 286 to 972 and encodes 228 amino acids. Lineage: Eukaryota; Viridiplantae; Streptophyta; Magnoliopsida; Ranunculales; Papaveraceae. Gene Ontology annotation, biological process: cell redox homeostasis. The record is from RefSeq and is a predicted model, not a curated record. Gene Ontology annotation, cellular component: endoplasmic reticulum membrane. The transcript has 4 exons. Gene Ontology annotation, molecular function: thioredoxin-disulfide reductase (NADPH) activity.
UCUCAUAAAAUCCCUUAUAUAGAUUUAGGGAGAAUCUCUCGGAGCCACCGGAACCUUACCACCACCUUAAAACUCUUUCUUAUUCAUCUUUCUUAUUUAGGAGUUGCCCUUAUCGGCAGUAGUCUUGCCAUUAGAACACAACACAAGAAUUAAUAGGCAUUAACAAGAAGAGACUCUUUUUCCUUCGCUACCUGAUACAGCACAGCGUCAUUCUUCUGUUUUCUUCUUCCCCAACUCUCUCUCUCUCUCUCUCUCUCUCUCUCUGUCUUUGGUGUUUGAUUAGUAAUGGAUCGAGUACAAUUGAUACUGAUAGGAUUACCACUAUUCCUCUUCUGUUCAGAUAUUCUUAAUCUCUUCUCACCACCACCUCCAUCUAAACCACUUCCUGCUAAACCCAUUCAUCACCAGCACCAACAACAACAAUAUCCUCCUAUUCAGCAAACCCUAGAUUUGCCUACUCAGACAAUCGGUGGUGGUGCUGGUUAUGGUAAUACGAUAACCAUUAACUUCUGCUCCUCAUGUUCUUACAGGGGAAAUGCAGUGACAAUGGGGAAGAUGCUUGAAGCUUCUUUCCCUGGGAUCGACGUUAUCCUUGAGAAUUAUCCAGCACCCCUUCCAAAACGUUUGCUUAGCAAAGUGGUGCCAGUAUUUCAAGUAGGAGUUAUGGGUAUUGUUAUGGCGGGUGAACAGAUUUUCCCACGUCUAGGAUUUGUGACACCGCCUGCCUUCUACUUUGCUAUGCGCCAAAAUCGAUUUGGAACCAUUGCAACUGCUUGGCUUUUCGGAAAUGCUUUGCAAUCCUUCUUGCAAAGUUCUGGAGCUUUUGAAGUUCUCAUCAAUGAUGAGUUGAUUUUCUCAAAAUUGAAGGAGAAGAGAUUCCCAAGUGAAUUUGAGUUGAAAGACAUUGUUGGCAAAAGAUUAUCCAAUUCAAGAAUUGUCGAUGGACGUGGAGCAGGAGUUCUAUGGUCCUAGUGUGCUGAGAAGUCUUGAAGAAGAGUUUUUGAUGUAAGGCUUUGAAUAGGUAUGCAGGAAAAUGCUGAAAGAAAGUACUAUAUUGGUAGACUGAUACUGAUAUUUUAUUACUCUUACCCAUGUUGCAAAUCAUAGUUUCACAACUCGAAUGACAAUUAUCUCUCUAAUCAGAUUACUUAUUCAACUAACGCAAAA